CUCAUUUUACACUCCACCUCAAUCCAACCAAAAAAAAAAUGGACUCCAAUUCUUCCCCCCCUGAAGACCUGGAAAGAUCGGCCGCCUACACCCGGCUGCCGGACCACCCUCCCUCUCCGGCGGAUCACAGCCGACCCUUCAAGGGUCUCGCCGGAAUAUUCCUCUCCAUGCUCUUAAUGUCGUCUUUGGUUGCUUUAAUCGUCAAUCAAGACCCGCGUCCCCGGUCCAACGUCAAUGACGAUCAAAGGGAGAGUACUUCUCCUUCAAUGCCGGUGCCGGAGAGUUUAAUGCCGCAGUCGAGGGGGGUGGCGCAGGGGGUGUCGGAGAAGGCAGUGCGAGAAUUCUCCGGUAGCGGCCCGGUUUACCCUUGGACUAAUGCUAUGCUGGCUUGGCAGAGGACUUCUUACCAUUUUCAGCCGGAAAAGAACUGGAUGAAUGAUCCUGAUGGUCCAUUGCAUCACAUGGGGUGGUACCACCUUUUCUACCAGUACAACCCCGAUUCAGCAGUUUGGGGCAACAUAACAUGGGGCCAUGCAGUAUCAAGGGACCUGAUCCACUGGCUCUACCUCCCCAUCGCCAUGGUCCCCGAUCACUGGUUCGAUUUGAACGGUGUUUGGACCGGGUCUGCUACCCUCCUCCCCGACGGUCAGAUCAUCAUGUUGUACACCGGUGAUACUGAUAACGCCGUGCAGGUGCAAAACCUAGCGUAUCCCGCCAACUUAUCUGAUCCCCUCCUCCUAGAUUGGGUCAAGUAUGAACAAAACCCGGUUAUUGUUCCCCCACCCGGAAUUGGACUAACGAAUUUUCGGGACCCGAGCACAGCAUGGUACGCCCAAGACGGCACAUGGCGGGUCGCUAUCGGGUCAAAGCUGAAUAAAACGGGUAUUUCCCUUGUGUACCAAACCACUAAUUUUACUAGCUUCGAGCUUAUGGAUGGGGUAAUGCAUGCGGUUCCGGGUACGGGUAUGUGGGAGUGCAUAGAUUUUUACCCGGUCUCAACAAACAGUACAAUUGGGUUGGAGACGUCGGUUAUUGGGCCGGAUGUCAAGCACGUGCUCAAGGCAAGUUUGGAUGAUGAUAAGAAGGAUUUUUAUGCACUCGGGACGUACGAUCCAAGUAAUAACACAUGGACACCGGAUGACCCGGAGAUGGAUGUGGGUAUCGGGUUGCGGAUGGACUAUGGGAAAUUUUACGCAUCAAAAACAUUCUAUGACCAGACAAAGCAGAGGAGGAUCUUGUGGGGUUGGAUUGGGGAAACUGACAAUGCAGGUGAUGAUCUUUUGAAGGGUUGGGCAUGUGUUCAGGCCAUUCCAAGGACUAUAGAGUUUGACAUGAAGACGGGAACUAACGUACUCCAAUGGCCGGUGGAGGAAGUGAAGGAGUUGAGAUUGAACGCAACUGAGUACCAAGGGGUGGAGCUUGAACCAGGUUCAGUUGUGCCACUCAACCUAACCUCUGCUACACAGUUGGACAUAAGUGCAACAUUUGAAGUGGAUGAGGCAGCAUUAGAGGGGACAUUCGAAGCAGACGUUGGCUACAAUUGCAGCACUGCUGGUGCUUCCGUUAGAGGCGCUCUCGGACCUUUCGGACUCCUUGUCAUCGCUGAUGAUUCUCUCUCCGAAUUCACGGCCAUUUAUUUCUACAUUGCCAAGGACACUGAUGGCAGUUACACAACCUUCUUAUGUUCCGACGAAAUGAGGUCAUCGAACGCGAAUGAUAUUAACAAGAGGAUUUAUGGGGGAUCGGUCCCUGUGCUCGAUGCUGAAACAUUGUCCAUGAGAUCAUUGGUGGAUCAUUCGAUUGUGGAGAGCUUUGCUCAAGGAGGGAGAACAGUGGUCACGUCGCGAAUCUACCCGACCAAGGCAAUCUAUGGAGCAGCGCGAGCGUUUCUGUUCAACAACGCCACAGGAGCAAAUGUCACAGCAUCGGUCAAGAUAUGGACGCUGGACUCGGCCAACAUUCAGCCAUAUCCAUUAGAUAAUAUGUACGAAGCUUAGGAAACUCAUCUUUGUAGUAGUAUUUCAAGUUAUUGUCCUCCAUUCUUCGUUCCGAUCGGUUGUCAAAUAUCAAAGAAGUAGAAGGAAAAGGGCAGAUUUUUGCAGCAACCGAGCAAUAUAUUGUAUCAUCCAAUUUUUUUUUCUGGAGGGCUGUCAGUCCAUUUUGGGCAUGUUGUAUGGCAACAUUAAUUCAUUGUAUUCGAUCUGAAUAAUAAUUUAUGAAAUUUUGAGAUUUUCCAUUGGUUGUUUAA
This is a messenger RNA of Rhododendron vialii, 2248 nucleotides long. Its product is annotated as beta-fructofuranosidase, soluble isoenzyme I-like. Gene Ontology annotation, molecular function: beta-fructofuranosidase activity. The record is from RefSeq and is a predicted model, not a curated record. Lineage: Eukaryota; Viridiplantae; Streptophyta; Magnoliopsida; Ericales; Ericaceae. Gene Ontology annotation, biological process: carbohydrate metabolic process. The transcript has 7 exons. Bases 39 to 1997 code for a protein of 652 amino acids.